This is a messenger RNA of Sinocyclocheilus rhinocerous, 753 nucleotides long. RefSeq names its product NADH-ubiquinone oxidoreductase subunit 8-like. Gene Ontology annotation, biological process: mitochondrial electron transport, NADH to ubiquinone; mitochondrial respiratory chain complex I assembly. Gene Ontology annotation, cellular component: membrane; respiratory chain complex I. NCBI's taxonomy places the organism in Eukaryota, Metazoa, Chordata, Actinopteri, Cypriniformes, Cyprinidae. The record is from RefSeq and is a predicted model, not a curated record. The coding region runs from base 81 to 713 and encodes 210 amino acids. Gene Ontology annotation, molecular function: 4 iron, 4 sulfur cluster binding; NADH dehydrogenase activity. The transcript has 7 exons.
AGUGGGCUCUCUUAAAAGCGCAAGUGCUGGAAAGAUCCUGUAAUCACUUACCAACCGACCGAAGCAUCCUGCUGAUUAGGAUGGAGGUGACAUUGCGCAUACUGUAUUUCUCAUGCCGCACAGGCACUUUCGCAGCCAGACUUGGACCUGCCCGUCCCUUCAGCCGUACCAUCCACAGGGGAGGCUACAAAAAUGUGAAUGCUGAGGAGUUGCCUAUGGACAUGAAGUCCAUCACAGACCGCGCAGCACAAACACUGCUGUGGACCGAACUGUUCAGAGGUUUGGGCAUGACCAUGAGUUAUUUGUUUAGAGAACCAGCUACUAUUAAUUAUCCAUUUGAGAAAGGCCCUCUCUCUCCCCGUUUCCGUGGUGAACAUGCACUGCGCAGGUAUCCAAACGGAGAGGAGCGCUGUAUUGCAUGCAAACAGUGUGAGGCUGUGUGUCCUGCUCAGGCCAUCACUAUAGAAGCAGAGACCCGUGCAGAUGGCAGCAGAAGAACAACCCGUUGUGACAUUGACAUGACCAAAUGCAUCUACUGUGGAUUCUGCCAGGAGGCCUGUCCUGUGGAUGCAAUCGUAGAGGGCCCUAAUUUUGAAUAUGCCACUGAGACUCAUGAAGAGCUGCUGUAUAAUAAGGAGAAACUGUUGAAUAAUGGAGAUCGAUGGGAGGCUGAGAUUGCUGCUAACAUUCAGGCAGAUUACCUGUACAGAUGAACCAUGAAAGCUCAGACAACAUCCUGAUAACAGCAAAAAA